UUCAGCUCGCUUCGUUUUUUUUCGCUAUUAUUUUUUCCUGCUGUUCAUAAGAAAUUCAACCCGAAAUGGUCGUCUUUGGCGAAGCUCCAAAAUGCCCUCGGUGCAGCAAAAGCGUGUAUGCUGCAGAGGAGGUUAUCGGCCCCGACGGCCCCUGGCACCGGUCCUGCUUCAAGUGUAAGGAAUGCCAGCGGCGACUGGACUCGACGACGAUGACAGAGCACGAGCACGAAGUGUAUUGCAGGACGUGUCACUCGCGCAUGUUCAGGCCUGGAGCGCGCAAUGCGAUCUCAGGCGCCGCUGCGGCUCCACCGCCGCCAGUCAAUGCACGCCCGGUCGCUCAGUAUGCCGAGUCGCCACAGAACACCCGAGUCGAUUCGCGCGACCAGCAAGCACCGGCGCUGCCCCAGCGCAGCAUUGCAACAGUCAGCAGCAGCUACCGAGACCAGACAGCACCGGAGGCGCCCCAGCCGCCGCAGAUACCACCCCGGACAACGCCAUCGCGCAGCAGCGUGACGGUGGGCGGAUACAAGCACGUGGGCGACAUCUCGCCGUCAAGCGUGUUCAGCUCGGGGCGGCCGCGGUUCAAUGUGGCAGCCAACAAGGACAUCUGCCCGCGGUGCAGCAAGCAGAUCUACCACGCCGAGAAGGUCGUUGGCCCCCGGGGCCCAUGGCACAAGGCGUGCUUCCGAUGCAAGCGCUGCAGCACGUCGCUGAGCUCGGCCACGGUGACAGAGCACGACGGCGAAGCGUUCUGCCGCAACUGCUACACGAAGCUGUUCAGCCCGCGCGGCUACAACAUCGGCGGGUCCACCGAGACUGUAAGCGAGGCCGGGAUUACGCGGUCCCGCGCCACGUCCAGCUCCACCGACCACUCGCAGUCCCCGACUCGCAGCAGCCGCGCCGCCAGCAAUGCUGUGCCGCCAAUGCCCCUGGUGUCGCCAUACUCGGCCAGCCCUCCGCGGCAGCACAUGCACAGCGGCAGCCUCGACGGUGGAUCGCGCGGCCCGGCGCUCGGCUCAUACAACACCAGCACUAUUAGUGCGGCAUCGGCGGCUGCGGCUGCGGCUGCGGCAGUGGCAUCGUCGGUGGGCCCGCCGUCGCCGGUGCAGACCGCGCCUCGGCCCGGCUCGUCGCGGGGCGGGCUGUAUGGGCGCGCAUACCAGCCCAAGAAAAUGGCGUUCAACGUGCCAGCCGACAUCUGCCCGCGAUGCAACGACCGCAUCUACGCAGCCGAGGCCGGCGUUGCUGCUGGCCGCAAGUACCACAAGAAGUGCAUCCGCUGCAGACUCUGCAACACAACCAUCAGCUCGCUGCAGCUGACCGAACGCGAUGGCGAGAUCUACUGCCGCCAGUGCUACGCGAAGCACUUUGGCCCAAAGGGAUUCCGCCCGACGCUGGGCCCGGCAAUUAACGACUACUAG
This is a messenger RNA of Linderina pennispora, 1421 nucleotides long. RefSeq names its product LIM-domain-containing protein. The record is from RefSeq and is a predicted model, not a curated record. The transcript is spliced from 5 exons. Gene Ontology annotation, biological process: actin cytoskeleton organization. Gene Ontology annotation, cellular component: cytoplasm. Lineage: Eukaryota; Fungi; Kickxellomycota; Kickxellomycetes; Kickxellales; Kickxellaceae. Bases 66 to 1421 code for a protein of 451 amino acids.